Messenger RNA from Darwinula stevensoni, 3647 nucleotides. NCBI's taxonomy places the organism in Eukaryota, Metazoa, Arthropoda, Ostracoda, Podocopida, Darwinulidae. The record is from the annotation of a GenBank genome assembly.
UUGCAGAAGUCAGAAAUAUAGUACAUGAUGACCUGGGAAAUAGAACCACAUUGUCAAGAUGCUGUUCAUUCAGCCUCAGACACAUCCACUGGGUGCAUUCUCCAUACUUUCCUAGUUGAAAAUAAGGAAAUUCAUUCUGGUGAGGUGAUGCAAAUAAUUGGCAAUACACCAGAGCUUGGGAAUUGGAAGCUAGAUAAGGCAUUACCAAUGGAACUGGAAUCCCAGCAAGUUGACAAGGAGGUUUGGAAGGUGACUGUGUCAUUGCCAAAACAUACAGAAGUUUACUACAGGUACCUCUUGAUUGCAUCUCUUGAUCGGCCUAUUGUGAAGGAUGAUGGUAAACCCAUAAAAGUAGUCAGGCACUGGGAAACUUACGUUGAUCCUCGAUGCAUCACCACCACAGACAAUGGAGUGCAGAAAUCAGCUCUUGACACCUUUGGCAUCAUUGGAGGAGUGAGAAUGCUGGGAAAUGGUUGGCUGAGUGAUCAUGCUGUUGUUCAUUUGAAACUGUAUAAUUCUCCUAUUCCUCCAAUAGAAGUGUGGAAACGCAAGUUUGUCAAUCAAAAGUACAGGGUGAAAGUGACCCCAGUGGAUUUGGAGAAGGGACGGGAUGAAACCACCUUUUCACUUGAGGAAAGCACUGAAGAAGAACAAGAUCACAUUCAUUGGCCAAUUGUGGAGGUUUCUACCAUGACUACUGAUGACUUCCAAUUCUGUUCGCAAGACCAGUUUGGCAAGGUCUACCAUGAUGGGGAUUACAUGCUGUUCCAGUCCAAUGCACUUCGACCUGAGACAAUUGCUUAUAUGGUGGAUUUUUAUGUGGAUGAACCAAAUCCUCCUUCUGGUCAUAUCCCUGUCCACAUAGGAAGUAGUUACAUCCUACCUGGCAACUUGAAGACAUCCAAUGGAUUUUUGACCACUCCGAUUACAGGCAGAAAGAGGCGACCAAUUGGGCAGCUCACUAUUGAGUAUCUUGUGGUGCACCCCAUCAAGGACUACAGUUGUGAUUUGAGCACUUCUUACUCAAAGUACUGGAAGACAUCCUGGAGGGGACUGGACAUUGGCCAUCGUGGAUCAGGUUCAUCUCAUGGAACAAAUCCAACAAGCUGCUCCAAUGUGAGAGAAAAUACAAUUGGGUCAUUGCGCCAUGCUGGUGAACAUGGAGCAGACUUUGUGGAAUUUGAUGUGCAGCUCUCCAAAGACUUCAUACCUGUACUCUUUCAUGAUUUCCAUGUGGGGAUUGUGACUGAGAGGAAGGGAGAAGGGAGUGAUGUCCUCACAAUACCCGUGAAAGAAUUAACCCUUGAACAGUUGCAUAAGCUGAAGUUAGUGCACAAGGAAGAAAAGGAUCCCUCAAAUGGAGGAGAAGAUGGGAAUGAGGAAUUCCAACUAUUCCCCACCUUGGAGAAGGCUCUACAAGUUCUCAAACCAUCUAUUGGAUUUAACAUUGAAAUCAAGUGGACUAUGCAAUUGAAGGACACCACGUAUGAGCUUCAGCAUCCCCAUGAUUUGAACUUCUUCCUGGAUACUGUGCUCCGAGUUGUCCUUGAACAUGGGUGCCUUCGAAAAAUUGUCUUCUCAUGCUUCCAUCCAGAUGUUUGCACCAUGCUUAGACUCAAGCAGAAUCGCUAUCCAGUGCUAUUCCUGACUCAGGGUGAAACUGAACGUUGGCCUCAGUACCUGGAUCCUCGGACUCACUCUGUGCCUCAUGCAAUACGCUUUGCAAAGGCCACUGAACUCCUUGGUGUGAAUGCUCACUCUGAAGAUCUGAUACGAAACCCUUCAUUGAUUCAACUCGUGAAAGAUUCUGGGCUGGUGCUGUUCUGUUGGGGUGAGGAGAACAACGACCCUAAGAUAAUCCGGCAGUUGAAAGCAUGGGGAGUUGAUGGAGUUAUCUAUGACAAGAUUGACACAUACAAUGAGAAAGUUCUGAAAGUUAGCAUCUUCAGCCUAGAGGAGAAACUGGAAGUGGAUAUGUAUCUUUGAGCAAUAUUGAGUCAAGCAGCAGCUGCAGAUGCAAUGAUGUUGGGGUAAAAGAUUAUGAUGACAAGUUAAUUCCUAUUCCCCUCCUGCUUCUCCCAUAAUCUCAUCUGUUCAAAAAUAUCUGUCUUUUUCUUCAUGCCUUAGGAAAUGUUCAACUUUAUCUGGUGAUAUUUAUUCAGUUUAUACCUGAAGUGCAUUGUUUCAUUUGUAUCUUUUUUUGUCGUUUAUGGUUGUUCUGGUUGUUUUCAUGUCUAUGGGCCCUGGCUUUGCUUUUUUUGCUGCUUAAGGUUUUUUGCAUGAAAGUUGCUCAGGAUGGUUUAUGGCAUUAUAUUUUAUAAGAUACCCUCCAAAGUUUUCUUUCUGUAUUUGAAGAGAGUAUUCUGCUGUGAAUGAAUAUGCUUUGUUUUCUGCCUUUGUUUUCCUCUCUCCUACCUUUUCCAAGUGGAUUUUUUCCUUGUUCCUUCCUUACCACUAAAUGCUGCAGCUUCCUUUUGAGUUUUCUCUCAGUGUUUCUUAGUUUUUCUCUUAAGAUACUUCAUAAAUGGGGGAGUCUCCCCAUGUGAGAACAAAAGGAUCAUUCAUCUUGGAACACCUGCUGUUAAGAGCCUCUGAGCAGACUAUCACAUAAUAAUAUGUUUCAUCCAUGCAGUUCACUUUUGCUCAUACAUGUAAAGUUUCUCUGGAUUUCCCCUUGUUUUUUGUUUAUCCUCAAUUUUUAUUAAUUUUUCAUUGAAGACAGUGAUCACAUCAUGUAAAAUUGAUUUGCUCAUGUUGUGGCUUGGUUGGAUCUUCACAGAAGCAUCUGUGCAUGGCAAGAAAUUGUGGACAUGAGCAUGUUCCGUUGGUUAUCAUUGCGCUGGUGUACAGUGGGCAGGAUCCCAAGGAAAGCUGGAAACUUAUUAAUGGAUUAUUCCAGUAGAGACUCAUUUCCUUUCCCUUGUCAUUGUCUUCUAUGCAAAAUUGAAGGGAAUUGAAGUGCUACAGUCUAAAAACAGGCAGUUUUUUUGUUUGGUGAAACUUCCAGGCAUUGUACAAUUCAGCACAUCGGGUUGCUUCAUGGGGAUAUAGGAAUGUCUCAGAUACAAUAUAACUCAUCUCAUAAUAGUUUUUCAGGUCAGCUGGCUGAAAUUAACCACCCCAUGGAAGUUAAGGGGCUGUUUCUAACUGUGACCUAUCACUGGUACUUCAAAUAGUUGUAGGCAUGAGGCUGCAUGGUAGCUCAAAGUGUAAAAAGCGGCUUUUGCAUGAAGUUUGGCUUUUGAUAUUUGUAGGAAACAAGUUAAGGCUGAGAACAAAGGCCUACAUUCUGCAAGACAAACCUUUAUUAGGAAAAGGCUACCGUGAAACUAUCAACCUUGCUACAUUUUGCAAAUUUGAUUUUUCCAGGUUUUUUGCUAGUCUGGGCUGCUCUGUGGUGUAGUAUUGCUAUAUUGCUGAGUUUUUUUACUAUUAAUGAACUACAAGAGGUGUUGGGGUUGUAAGGAAACCGCUCUUCGUACAGUUCGAUAUUCUUUGAGCAUUUCAUGUGGAGUACUACUCAAUUGCAUGACUCUUGAGAUUGCAGGGAAUGUUACACUUCAAGUACAAAUCAGAAAGAUCAAUGAUGUUAGUGAUAACAUUGCAUCUUGCAUUGCGCUUUUUAUUUUUGACCGGUGAAAUCAGUG